AUGUCUGUCGGUGGUCACGACUCUGGUAUGUCGUUAUCCCAACAUCAAACCUCUCCUGCAAUAGUGUCUUCUCUUUCGUCUUCCCCCAUAAUUCGUCGGUCCACGACGGGUGUAACAGGGAGAAUUGGAACCAGACCAUCGACUCCAGCAACACAAGAGAUUGUGUCCCCAAGUGGCACCUUAAGUCGAGUCCCGUAUUCUGAGUUUGAAAUUUUACAGCAGUACAAUUUUAACAACCAUCAACAGUUACAGAUAAACCAACAGUUUCAAGAGCUUCAUAAUUUGUCUUCUUCUCAACUUCUUGAUCUGCAAAGUAAUUUAAUGAACAGAAGUAAUAUUCACAACCAUUCAACACCCCUUCACGGGAACAACUUAGAUCAAUUGGGGGAGGUUACAUCAAUAACAACAGAGAGAAAUCAAUACAUUUAUGGGGCUUCCUCUCAAAACCACCGCGGUGAUGAAACUCCAACCGAAGCAACUGAAGUAUAUACAUGCCCAUAUGGCUGUUGCGAUACUCCUGGGAUUCCAGAAUAUCUUUUACUGAAUGGACUAAUUAGAGGUAAUUAUUAUGAUGUUAUCAUAAAGGCAUUCAAUAAGAAAUACAAAUUACAUAAGCUGUUUCUUGAUCGAAGUCCAUAUUUUAAAUCCUUAUUCAAUUGGUCUUCUCCAUUCAAUCGUCAGAGGAAUACUUCUAGACUACGAGCUUCUAAUUAUAGUGACUCUGUCCCUUUGAACUUGUGCUCAGACCUGAAUUCGGACUCAGACACUAAUUCUGAAGAUGAAAGCGAUUGCUCUUACAGGAAGACUUAUGAAUUAAUAUUUGAUGAUCUGGACGACACGAAUAUGGCUUCUAAACGGAAGAGUUUUGAGCUAGCAAUUUCAAGACUUUAUGGUGCCGCAAAUCUUAAGGAAGAAUAUAAAAUCCCUUACGAUAUGAUUGAGAUGGGCCAAUAUUUGGGGCUAUCCGACAUUUCUUGUACUGCGACAGACUUUAUUGUUAAAAAUAUGGAUAUGUCAAAUUUGGCGGAUAAUUUGAGGUUUGCAAUCAGUUCUGAUUAUGGUACUGCCAGCCAAAGAAUUAUUGAGAAUGGUAAAGGGAUACUAUGUUCUGAUGGGUGGGAAAAGGGUCCAGAUGCGUGGAAUACAGUUCCCACUUCUAUAAUUUCAGAAGUUGUAGGUGAGGACUAUUUUUUUGUCCCAACAGAGUGGGAUAGAUGUAUGUUUAUUAUUAAGUUGAUAGAGGUAAGGCUUGAAAAAAAAAAUAGCAGUAACAAGGAUGAUUAUGUUAGCUCAUUUGAUGAUGUUGAGCCCCUGAAAAAAGUAUUAAAUGAAAAAAUUCAUUACUGUCAUAUCCAGCCUGAUAAAUUGCAAGAAUUAGAAAACUUGCUUGACAUCAAUGGCAACAAUUAUAUCGAGCCCCAUAUAUUACACGCAGCAUUGUGGCAAACAGUACAACUAGAAACAAUGAUAACAAGAUCUUCUGACUCACCCCAAACAGACAAAAUAUUUACUAGUUGUAAACCACCUUCGAAACAUCAUAAUUGGUUUAGAAUUCCAUCUAAAGAUGAAACAUUAUCUGGUCUACCGAAAGAGUUGAAUAUAUUACUAGAAAAUAGUUUUUCAACUAGCGCAAAUAAUCAACUAAAUCAGAAUGAUACCAAAACUACCCAGAGAAAUGAUUUUAAGUCUGUAAAUACAUAUGAGGAAAAGACAUAUAAUUGGACAAGAAUUCCGCCAUUUAGGUUUUCUAUUUCAUUUGCAAAUGUCUCCCAAUUGCCUACAGAUAAAAGAGUCUAUGGCAAAACAUUUUGGUAUGCAGGGUCAUAUUGGAAUUUAUAUUUGCAAAAGAGUUAUAUCCCUCAGAAAAACAGCUAUCAAAUUGGUGUUUAUUUGCACCGUGCACAUAGUAGCUCCUCAAACUCUUCUGGAAAAACUGGCACAAUCAAUCCAGAUAUAUUUGCGGGUAAUAUUAAUUAUAAAACUGAGCCUAAAAGGUACGAUACAAAGGAACACUUCACAGUGCUACAAUCAGAAACAACAACAACAACAGCGACUGCAAGUAUUGAAUCUUUGGGAUCAAACAGGGGUGGAACCACCAUGGUUGAUCAGUUGGGUGUGAAUAUACUUGAUUUGUCAAUUGAUGACAGUACAACAUCGUUGUCCUUUGAAACAUCUGCUAAUGUUACCAAAAGGCAGGAUAGCAAGAAACAAUCGAUUAUUAGUUAUGAAGAUCAGAGGAAUGAAAUUCAAGUGUACUUUGUCAUCUUCACACCAUCCAGGCGUGCGGUUCCAACAAUAACAUCUUUUCUCUCUGUGCCGAAUCGCUUUGGAAAAUCUCAAAGCUGGGGCUGGAAGUCUAAUAACAUGUGUGUGUUUAAUGAAGAUGGUACCUUCGCUGACGGUCAAGAUCCAAACUUAAAAUUUAUGAUAUUAUUGGGUAAUGUUUGA
Molecule: messenger RNA, 2448 nt
Organism: Pichia kudriavzevii
Lineage: Eukaryota; Fungi; Ascomycota; Pichiomycetes; Pichiales; Pichiaceae
Exons: 1
Coding region: 1-2448 (815 amino acids)
Molecular function (GO): protein binding
Source: RefSeq, a predicted model, not a curated record